Molecule: messenger RNA, 3433 nt
Organism: Calidris pugnax (ruff)
Lineage: Eukaryota; Metazoa; Chordata; Aves; Charadriiformes; Scolopacidae
Gene: DHCR24
Product: 24-dehydrocholesterol reductase
Exons: 8
Coding region: 35-1318 (427 amino acids)
Biological process (GO): steroid metabolic process
Cellular component (GO): cytoplasm; membrane
Molecular function (GO): Delta24(24-1) sterol reductase activity; FAD binding
Source: RefSeq, a predicted model, not a curated record
UCGGGAAUGGAAAAACGAAGGCAGCAAAAGAUACAUGUGCACCGGCCGGCCUGGCUGGUUGACUGUGUCACUUCGUGUUGGGAAGUAUAAGAAGAUUCAUAAGAACAUCAUGAUCAACUUAAUGGAUGUUCUGGAAGUGGACAGUGAAAGACAGGUUGUUCGUGUGGAACCUUUGGUCACCAUGGGCCAGUUGACUGCACACCUGAAUCCCAUGGGCUGGACUAUUCCUGUGGUACCAGAGCUCGAUGAUCUUACAGUAGGUGGCCUGAUCAUGGGAACUGGCAUCGAGUCUUCGUCCCAUAUCUAUGGGCUUUUUCAACAUACCUGCGUGGCCUAUGAACUUGUUCUUGCCGACGGAAGCCUUGUGAGAUGUUCACCAACUGAAAAUUCAGACCUAUUUUAUGCAGUGCCUUGGUCUUGUGGUACUCUGGGUUUCCUGGUUGCAGCAGAAAUAAAAAUGAUUCCUGCCAAGAAAUAUGUCAAAAUACAUUACGAGCCUGUGAGAGGACUGCAGAAGAUUUGUGAAAAGUUCACAGAAGAAUCGAAGAAAAAGGAGAAUAGUUUUGUGGAAGGACUUGUGUAUUCUCUGGAAGAAGCAGUCAUCAUGACAGGAGUCUUGACUGAUGAAGCAGAGCAAAGCAAGAUAAACAGAAUUGGCAACUACUACAAGCCGUGGUUCUUUAAGCAUGUGGAGAAGUAUUUGAAAGCUGACAGGACUGGAGUAGAAUACAUUCCUGCAAGACAUUAUUACCAUAGACAUACACGCAGUAUCUUCUGGGAGCUCCAAGAUAUAAUUCCUUUUGGCAAUAACCCCAUUUUCCGCUACCUGUUUGGCUGGAUGGUUCCUCCAAAAAUCUCUCUGUUAAAACUCACCCAAGGAGAAGCCAUUCGGAAGCUGUACGAGCAACACCAUGUUGUACAGGACAUGUUGGUCCCAAUGAAGAGCCUUGAGAAGUCUAUCCAAACCUUCCAUGUUGACCUUAAUGUGUACCCUCUUUGGUUAUGUCCUUUCAUAUUGCCCAAUAAUCCUGGUAUGGUCCACCCCAAAGGGGAUGAAGCAGAACUCUACGUGGAUAUAGGAGCUUAUGGAGAGCCCAAAAGGAAACAAUUUGAAGCCAGGGCUUCAAUGAGGCAAAUGGAAAAGUUUGUAAGAAGCGUGCAUGGUUUCCAGAUGCUGUAUGCAGAUUGCUACAUGACCCGUGAGGAGUUCUGGGAUAUGUUUGAUGGUUCGUUAUACCACAAGCUGAGGGAGCAGAUGAAUUGCAAGGAUGCCUUUCCAGAAGUGUAUGACAAAAUCUGCAAAGCUGCGAGGCACUGAGCCUGAAUGAUCUAAUCAAGCAAUCAGGGAAAGAUGAAUUUACCUAUAGCUAGUCUAGUAUAUCCUUAAAAAAAAAAAAAAAGCUUUAUUGCUCUCCAAAUAAGCUUAUUCUUGUUGAUGUUUAAAGGUAUGAAUUCCUGCUUUAUAAAUUUAUGUUUAGUAUUUCUUCGUAUGUUUUAAAAAUGAAUUCUCCAAACUCAAAGUGAUUGUUUUUAAGAAAUCUUAAGUGCUAGCCUUUGUACCUAACGUCGUGACAUAGGUGAAUUCACCUAUUUCCAAGCGUAAGAAAAAUAAUUGGAAAGGAUGAAGAAACUGGAGUUACACCAGCUGUAUACUAUAGCUAUAUUUAACAUUACUUUUGAAAAUGGUAAGGAGGGCUCAGAAAUAGGUGCCAAAGCUGAAUGCAUUGUCAGAUUAAUCGUGAUGUUUAAAACAUUUGCCUCCAGUGGGUAACCUGUGGAACAGCUCAGCGAUGGUACCGGAAUCUUCCGGCUGUACGGUGCUGCAGGACGUUGUGUGGUACCGCACUGCUUGGGUUGUACCACACCAUGGUCUCAGCAGGGCAGUUCAGCUCCCCAACGGUGGCUUCCAUUUCAAAACUGAGCAUCGAGGUGUGAAGAAAAUGCUUUUUACUUGUGCCUAUCGGAUUUGUACUGAUUUUGAAGUGUAAGUGGAUGUAGGUUUUAGGUGCUUUUGAAUUGCUUGAAAGUGCAUUGGUUUUCGCCCAAAAAUAUCAGUGUUCUGGCUUUGUAGACUACAGGAAAAAUUGCUGCUAUUUCAUAUAGCCAAGCUUUAAUUUCAGUUUUUUACUCGCUGUGCAUCAUCAUUUGGAUUUUUUUGUUGUUGUUGGGUUUUUUAGGGUGUUUUUGCAUUUCAGUUGUUGCUUAAUUUUAGUGCCUUAUAAAUACUGAGUUGGAGGAAGAUGUGGGUUUUUUCAGACCGUUCUGUCCUGACCAGUAGGAAAAGGAAGUCAAGGCUUUAUUUAUACAAGGUUUGUUAAAGCAGGUGGCUGUGGACAAGAAGAACUCUUCUUGUGAAUCUUGAUACACAGAGGCUUUGGUUCUGACUCGAGGGACAUUUUUGCUUUUCAUUUGAGCUGGAUUAGAUCGAUAGGCUUUGUAAAAGGACUGUUUCAGUCACCUGGAGUGGAAAUCACAACAGUAAAUGUUGUUCACUUUCCCCUUCUGCUGUACACUGGUGAAAACGGCGCAGUCACGCACUUCAUACAGUCAGGUGUAGAAGUGUGGAGGUGUUUUGACCCUGUAGCCAGAAACACAAUUCCAAACCAAGCCCGUCUUGUCCAAGCAGUACUUAAAAUUAUUACUUGAAACCUUACUGAGCUUGAGGGAAAAUAAAAAGUCAUUUUCUUGAGGCUUGUGUAGGGGCUAACACGAUGAACUUUUUUUAAUUGCUACCAGUGGGAGGCAUUGUAAUUUUUAUAUGAGUGCUAAACCAAUGAUUUUAUUUAUUGAUAGAUGGAUGUUUAAGGUCCAGAUGAAACCAAUGAUAAAACAGUGACACGAAUGAGCUUGGGCUGUUACUCAGUGAUGCCCGCUGGGCAAAUUGUGUGCAAAGAAGGUACCCCUUAGAAACCCCGCAGGAUUGGUAGCAGGAGCAGCCUGCCUCGGGGAGACACAGCCACCACAGAGCUGUGUCAGUGAUCCAGGAGUGUCUGCUACACUGUUCUGGGCUUCAAGAUACCUGGGAUGGUGAUUCUCGGGGUGUCACCUGCCCUCCUGAGGGAAGCUGUAGGAGAGCCCUUUCCUUCUCCCUGGGGCAAAGCUACAAUUUAGCCCAGUGCUUGUAAGAUAACCUGCACAGAGCAAGAAUGGUUUGGGUUAGCUUUUAAAGGGCGAUGUUAAAAGAGCUAGAGCAUAUGCAAAUACUUUUACUUAGACCGUGUAUCUCUCACUUAUGUACUGAUGAUCUUUAGGUAUGCACUGUAUUUGGUUUUGUUUGGUUUUUUUUCACUCCUUAAUUUAUUGGCAAACUUUGUAUGAUGUGAUUGGGUACUGUAACUGUAUCAGUCACACGCACACGCAUCAUUGCUGUUGCUCCUUAUUUUUGGUUGUACGGGCUGCUUAAAAUAAAGAUCUAGCCAGCGUACUGUUCAAA